Lates calcarifer (barramundi perch) is the source of this 2817-nucleotide messenger RNA. RefSeq names its product CMRF35-like molecule 5. The transcript is spliced from 5 exons. The coding region runs from base 19 to 714 and encodes 231 amino acids. NCBI's taxonomy places the organism in Eukaryota, Metazoa, Chordata, Actinopteri, Centropomidae. The record is from RefSeq and is a predicted model, not a curated record.
CAUGAUCGUUCACACUUGAUGUUUUGUUCUUUGUUUGCAGUUUUUGUUAUGAUAAAAAUCUACAUUUACUCUUGUCUUCUUUCAGCUCUGACUCUUGCGGAGAUGCAGACUCUCAACGUAUUUGGUCAUGUUGGAAAACGUGUGUCAUUCGUUUGCUCAGACUGGAACACUUGGACCAAUGUAAAAUCUAAUGUUAAGUAUCUUUGUAUAAGUCCAUGUACAGCAGACAAACACAUCAUCAUCAAAGCAGAAUCUGGAAGGACUAAACGCAAAGACAGAAUAGAGUUAAUUAACAGAGGACAAGAUUUGUUUGUUAGCAUAACUCAUCUCCAAAUGUCAGACUCCAAAAAAUAUUUCUGUGGAGUGGAGAGAACUGGCCCUGAUUUACUUAGAGAGGUAAAUCUUAAAGUUACAGAUGGUCCCAGAACAACUGUUAAAACAGUCACUGUUGACUCUACUGUGUCAUUUACUGAUAUGAGCAGCUCGACUAUGUCUUCAGGCAGCUCAGAUAUUCUUACUGAUACGUUUGUGUCAUACACCACCCUUAGUAGAACAACACUAGCUACAACAACAGCACCUGGAAGUGUACCAUAUUUGAUAAUAGGUUUCACUGUCAUGAUAAUCAUACUGAUGGCCCUACUGAAGAUUAUGAUGAAGAUGAAGAAACAAGAAAUGUCAGGUGCUGACUGGCCACAGGAAGAAACAGGGGGGUAAGUGUUUUUUUUUUUUCUUUGCCCUUUCUGAAACCAUGUGGAGGGCUAUUUCUGUUCUAUCACAGCAGCUUGAAGUUCUUACAAAUACAUCCCUCCAACUUGUGUAAGGCUCAGGCAUUGAGAUUUAUGUGUCCUGCAUACAAAGCAUGAAAUAAUGUGAGUAGAUGUGCAAAAGACAUGAGAGGACCAUGUCUGUUCUCAGUUUUGAUAUUGAUAUUCCAGCAGCAUUAUACACUACAGCUUAUUCUGUAAUUUUGUGUUAUUUUCACUUUGCCAUUUCAAAGCAAAUUUACAGCAACAAACUUUAAAAUUACUAACUGUAUUGUACAAUUCACAAUAUUCGGCUUCAUCACCAUGGUGAUGACACACAGUUGUAUCCUUCUAUUGAUCUCAACACAACUCCAUCUUGAUAACCCAAACAACUAUAUCCCUGACAUUCAAACCUGGAUGUCACUAAAGUGAGGACAGAUAAAUUCAGACACAUGAGGAGUUAUCGCUAUUGAUCCAGACACUGCAGAUACAGAGGUCAGAAUAAACCAUGUCUCCCUGUCUAAAUUAUCACUUCAGAAAUAGCAGAAAUCUUGGCAUCAUCUUCAAUAACAAGAUGAUAUCAACAGUGUGUAAUUAGGGUAACAGACGGUGCCUUUACUUUGAAGGCUCUGAAGCUCAGGAGUUACCUCCUGAAGAGAUCAGACUCACACCUUCAAAAACAAGUUUAAAGUUGUCCUCAAUUUAAUGCGUGUGGGUGUGUGUGUGUGUUUGUCUAUAUUUUUUGGUUUAAAUCUGUGUUUUCGAUCUUUCUCACAACUGUAUUUUCUCAUUUUCAAGGAUGUGGAGUAUGAUGAAAUCAGAACUGAAGACUUCCAAACUGAGAGCCCACUUGUAGCUGUCACUACUGUCCACUUCUCUCCCGAUACUGAUCCUGACAGUCUCUAUGCUAAUUGUUCCUACCACCAAGACACUGAAUUAGCAGCUGAGUGGGGCAAGUAUUCAAAAGAUAUUUCUUUAAACUCAUCUUACAGUUCUGAGGUCAAUCCCAGAGGGGCAUGUGGAGAGAGCAGUUUCACAGAUCCUCAGAGUGACUUGGUGUACUCUGUUGCUCAGCUACCCAAACAGCCAACUGAACCCACUGCAAACUCUGAACUAAAUCAAUAUGAAAGCAUUGAAAAUGACUCUGUCUAUUUCCUAGCUCAGAAAUCACAGGUAACCUGAAAGUGGCUACUGUGAUCAAAAGAGAUUUAAAAAAAAGGGAACUUUUUCUAUCAACUAUGAUUUGUUCAAAUGUAAAUAUAAUGAUAUAAUGUAUAUAAAAUUAAAUAAUAAUCACAUAUGAAUUCCAAACAUCACAAAUAAAUACCUAAUAAAAAAACCCAACAUUUACCAUAACUCAAACCCAAUUAUAACCUUUAACUUUAAAUAAAGUCUUAUCCUUCAAACAGUCCUUUGAAGUAGUGAGGACUGCCCAAAAUGUCUUCACUAUGCAGACAUUUUCUCACCCUGGUUUUCAAACUCAAAUUGAUUUUCACAAAGAUAGCAAUUUAAGUUUACACACACAAGAAAAAUAAUUUUGACAGAUGAUGGGUCAACAGGAAAUUGAUGUGGUCCAAUGUUGCGGUGUAACUGACCUUGUUAUCUUUGAUGUAGCAGCUAUGAUACUUCCUCUAGAUCUGAACACACUGAAGAGGAUUCACUUACCAAAAACCUGUUCCUGAACCCAAACCAAAACCUGUUCAAGUUUAAAGUUAUUUAUGUCUUUUUAUGAACUUUUACGUGAGUUGGCCUUUUAGUAAACUGGUGUCCUUUUAUUUGACCAUUUACUACAUUCUGAUACGGUAUAUUUAUUUUAGCAAGUUCACUUUGAGAAAUGGAACUUUGUAUUAUGUGACGCUGGCCAGGUGUUGUGCUCUAUUAAUGUUAACUAAUUUGUUAAUUCACAGGAUCUUGCAUUAAUGUCAAUAUUACCCAUGGGAUAAUUAAAAGUAGUACUUUGUAUUUAAUACCUCUGUAUGAAGUGUGAUAUGCAAACACUUAUUACAUAACUGAUUCAUAGAAUUGUGAGGUUUAUUUUUGUAUUGGAUUAAAAUUUUGUUUUAGUGUAACUUUG